AUGGAGUAUGCGGACGGAGGGGACUUGGCAAGCUUGAUCAGGCAGAAGAAGGACGACGAGGAAACGUUCUCGGAGGACGAGGCCAUGACCAUCUUCGCACAGUGCCUGUCGGCGCUCCAGUUCAUCCACUCCAAGCGGAUCCUUCACCGCGAUAUCAAGUCGCAGAACAUCUUUAUGAUGGCCGCUGGCGAGGCAAAGAUAGGCGAUUUUGGCAUUUCGAAAGUCAUCGAGACGACCACGGCGGCCCAGGGCACCGUGGUUGGCACGCCAUCCUACUUUGCACCGGAGAUCUGUGAGGACAAGCCGUAUGGGCCCAAGAUCGAUGUGUGGUCCAUGGGCGUGGUACUCUACGAGAUGCUCGCGCUUGUGCAGCCGUUUACGGCCUCGAACGUCGCGGCACUGAUCAUGAAGAUCGUGAAUGCCGAGCCGGCCCCGCUUCCAGACUCUUGCCGGGCAGAAGUUCGCGAU
Molecule: messenger RNA, 468 nt
Organism: Symbiodinium necroappetens
Lineage: Eukaryota; Dinophyceae; Suessiales; Symbiodiniaceae
Source: the annotation of a GenBank genome assembly